CGGAGCGGCUCCGGGGCGAAUCCCGAGUGAGCCCGGAGGAGCGAGCGGGUUCACUAAACAGACGCGAUAAUACAAAAAGAAGUCAGAGGUUACGGUGUUAUCGACGGAGACAUGAAUAUUCGAAAACGCGAGGGUCACGAGUGAACGCUCGGCGUAGCAUCGCCCCGCGGCGUGAAUGGAGCGACCGACAUUUUAUGAAUAGAGGGACGUCGCUCAUUGACCUGAGCGGCGUCAGCGGCGUCGCCGGCGCCCAGCCCGCCCGCGCCGCGCCGCGCCACGCCACGCCGGCCGCCGCGCCGCGCCGCCCGACGGACAUUCCCACCGAACAUGGCGGCCGCAGGAAGUGCGCAGCUUACCUACCGGGACGUCCUCGCACCGAGCCGACCGACGUGCGAGGACCCGCAUGCGCCGACAUACAUACGACGAAAAAGCAGAGGCCGCGGGGCGAUCGGACGCGGAAUCGCACACGCGAACUGCUUCCCCGCCGCGGGGAGACUGAUGAGGGCAGGCCGCGCCGGCGCCGGCGGAGGCUCCGGCGCACGCGCACACCGCCCGCCGUCCCGCUCCGGCGCCGCCCCGGCCCGCGGGAGGGAGCGGGACGGAGACAGCUCGCGAUCACAGCGCCGACUCGUGAACACCAAUAGACCGAAGAGUAGGGACAAAUAUUCGACCUUCACUACGCGCACGCACACAGCCGCCCGCCCGGCUCCGUGUGACGCACACAGGCGCACGCGCCUCGCGAAUCGUUCGCUCGCCGCAGCGCCGCUGUGCUACUUUUGACAAUUUUUCCAGAAAACUGACAUGCAGCGUCGCCGUGGACGAGACGCGCCUCGCCACGUGGCUGGGGGUUAGGUACUCCAUGUACCUGACACACCUCACACACCUCACACACCAACCAACGACUCUAUUAUACAUAGAACAUUUUUCAAAAUAAUCAAAGAAUUAUAAAAAUCGAAAGCGUCGUGUGUCCAGGGAUCGGUCCACCGAUUUAUUGAAUGAAUUAAGGUAUAUCAUUAAAUCUUAGGGAAACACCUAUAUGGUCGCAUUCCAAUAAUAACAUAUUUAUUACUAAAGUCAUAUAAACACAAGUUAAUUGAUUAAAAUAAAAGAAAUCAACAAGAUAUCGACAUAUCAGUAUAUAUAUAGCUUUUCCAGAAAUAAAAAAUAUUUGUAUUUUUUUUCAUUUUCAUUCGGUUAUUGUCAUGAUACUGAGGUAAUCACAAAUUUGUAGAACUACCCACAUUGAUGAUGAAAAUACUGAAGCAUUUAUUAGGGCGCGUAUUUCAAAACUGUUUCUACCUACCUUUUUAAGCGAUUAAAUUAUUUAAUUUUGAUUAUUUCUAUUCUAUUCGAUAUUAUUUAGUGACUAAAUAUUAAACUAUCACUUUUCGUUGAAAUCAAUUUGAUCCAUAAAUCCACAGGCUAAGGCAGUUUUUCCAAUAAUAUAUCCGAAUAAGUACAAAGAU
Molecule: messenger RNA, 1466 nt
Organism: Danaus plexippus (monarch butterfly)
Lineage: Eukaryota; Metazoa; Arthropoda; Insecta; Lepidoptera; Nymphalidae
Exons: 2
Coding region: 328-780 (150 amino acids)
Source: RefSeq, a predicted model, not a curated record